Molecule: messenger RNA, 1630 nt
Organism: Dicentrarchus labrax (European seabass)
Lineage: Eukaryota; Metazoa; Chordata; Actinopteri; Moronidae
Gene: gskip
Product: gsk3b interacting protein
Exons: 3
Coding region: 152-553 (133 amino acids)
Biological process (GO): regulation of canonical Wnt signaling pathway
Cellular component (GO): cytoplasm
Molecular function (GO): protein kinase A binding; kinase regulator activity
Source: RefSeq, a predicted model, not a curated record
GCUUUGAUGUCACUCUGGUCUGUGGCUGUCCUCACGUUUGAGCCUCCACGGUUAUCUAUCGGACGCUCAUUUGACUGAACCUUGUCCACGGAGAGAUCCGAGUGGGCUGGAAGCUUCCACACGCCGGAAGAACACAAACAGCGAGGAGGGGAUGGAGGUAGACUGCCAGCCCGAGGAAUCCAUCGUCUCCUCAUUUGACGAGGACUGCGUUGUGCUUGGUGACGUCAAGGACAUGAGAUUGGAGGCAGAAGCAGUCGUCAAUGACGUACUUUUUGCUGUCGCCGAAAUGCACGUAUCUCAAAGUCUCGACAGUGCGUCAGAUAUGGCCUACAUAAACGUGGAAACAAGAGAGGGAAACCGGUAUUGUCUGGAGCUCACAGAGGCAGGACUACGGGUGGUGGGCUAUGCCUUCAAUCAAGUGGAGGAGGAUUUGGGCACCCAGUAUCAUGAAACUGUUUACUCGCUUCUGGACAAGCUGAGUCCGGGUUACAGAGAAGCCUUUGGGAAUGCUUUGCUGCAGCGGCUGGAGAGGCUGAAGCAAAAUGGACAAUAAAAAAAAAACAGGACCAAGAUGCUGCACACGUUGUUCAAGUGGAAUAGAGGUUGAUGAUGUGGGUGUAUGUGGAUAUGAGCCAAUAAUAAAGUGGUCAAGUCUGGUCAAAUAUUAUAGCCUAUUAUGUGACGUCCACCUGCCUAGCUACCACUACAAUAAGGGUUACUCUGCCAUAUCAACUGUGCUUUGUUCCGACUUUCAUAUCAUUGAAUGACUUCAUGUUAGUUACUUAAGUUUAGUGACUGCUAGGGUUUGGCUGUAUGGGCUCUGUCGCAACAAUCAUGUUGUUGACUUUACUGUGGAAAGAUCUUCCAGCUUCUGCAUGUUACAAAUUUGUAACUGCACAUUGAGAAUUCUUCACCUUUUGUACUCAUCAAAGUGAUCUGAGAAAGAAGCAAGUUAUGUGAAUUAUUGAUCCCAUUUGCCCCUCUGCCUUGCUUACACUAAAGCUGUGACCUGAUAACUGAUCAAAUAUACUCAACUAGUUCUUAUUCAGCAGGUGUCUCAGUGAAAGAGCCAAAGCUAUAUUCUUUGUGUAACUCAUAUACUGCCUUAACGACUGACUUUUGGUUAGAGUACAAGUACAAAGUACAAAAAAACAUCUCAUUAAAUAGUUUAUUUUGUAUUGACAGAUAUGGUAUUCUGUGGGACUGUCAUUUCAAAUGGAAAACAAUUCAAACUAAUUUGAAAUUUCUUGUCAAACUAAGCCAGCUCUGUAUUCAAUACCAAUUAUCAAGUUAAUUGUGUUGUGAUGAUUUUCUUUCUCCAUACAGCACAGUGCAACUCAACCUUGCAUUUCUAACAUUUGCUGUAAAAGUAAAUAAGCCAUCUUUAUGGAGGUUUAAGUGUGUUAAAUCUUUUUGUAGUGGUCAUGUCUUCACAGUGUUGCUUCAUUUUAUCUGAAUACAUAGUUUCUUGGACUUCAGAAGCUGCUUUUAAAUGCUGUUGUACAUUUGGCCUGGUUAUAAACCUACUUCAGUGUUAGGAAACCUACUUUAUGAAAACCCUGUUCCCUUUGCAUUCAUACUGUUCCUCGCUGCUGGCCUUUGCGCAGACCAAUAAAUUCUCAGAAUUGUC